This is a messenger RNA of Amborella trichopoda, 3210 nucleotides long. RefSeq lists its product as uncharacterized. The record is from RefSeq and is a predicted model, not a curated record. NCBI's taxonomy places the organism in Eukaryota, Viridiplantae, Streptophyta, Magnoliopsida, Amborellales, Amborellaceae.
CUAGAGAGAGAAUAGUUUGGGCAUGGAUUAGGCAAUAAAACUGUAGAGAGAGAAUAGGUCUGGCAAGAAACUCUUUAGAGAGAAACCCUUUGGGCAAAGGCAAAACUCUGUAGAGCAUGUGUGUUUUAACCCAACCCUAGGUACGAACCCUUGGUUAACUUAACCCGAGCAAAGGCAGCGGGGGGGAACCGGGCUCUCCUCUCUCGCGGAUCCAUCACCAUCUGCAAAUCCCAUCUCCUUCUCUUUCACCUCUUUCUCUAUCCUCGCCUCGUCCUCUCUCUCUCUCUCUCUCAUCUGUUGCUCUCUCAAAAAACCCUAAAAACCAUAAAAGCACCUUCGCUGCCAUGUGCACUCCUCCCUCCAAGGAUUCCCUUCUCAUAAAUGAAUCACUCAUGAGUCGGAAACCCUAGAAAUGGAAUGAUCUCAUGCUUUCAUGGAAACCCUAAUGAAAAAUCUUUCAGAGGUCUCAUAUACCUGCAAAACUAGUACAGGGUUCCAAAAAAAUGGUGGUUUUUUCACAUUAUGGCGGAAAAGCGUGUUUUUGCUAGUCUAUGGUGGAGGAUGAGCACUUGGCUGGCAUGAUCAUAGAUUGGUUCUGGAACUUUCAAUGGUUUUUAGGGUUUUUGAGCUGUUUGGGGAGAUGGAAAACUAGGUAUUUUAGGGUUUUUGGAGAAAUGGGUCUUGCAGAUGGUUCGAACGGGAAGCCUGUAAAUUCGAGUGUUGGUUCAAUAGUUUGGGUAAGAAGGAGAAAUGGGUCGUGGUGGCCUGGCCGAAUUCUCGGCCUUAAUGAGUUAUCUGCAACUCAUCUUAUGUCCCCGAGAUCAGGAACCCCUGUAAAACUUUUAGGCCGAGAAGAUGCAAGCGUGGACUGGUACAAUUUGGAGAAAUCUAAGAGGGUCAAGGCAUUUAGGUGUGGGGAGUUUGAUGAUUGUAUUGGAAGAGCUGAAUCGUCUCAGGGAAUGCCUGCUAAGAAACGAGAAAAAUAUGCACGAAGAGAAGAUGCUAUUCUUCAUGCUCUUGAGCUCGAGAAGCAGCUACUUGAAAGGAAUCAGCAGAGUGCUGAGAGAAUUCCUGGUGUGUCGAAAAGAGAGUCAGCGGGCAAUUCUCGUCAAGCAUAUAACUUGGGGAAGGGGGAAAAAGGUUCUUUGCCUGUUAACAAGUUUAAACAGGAUGAUCUGCGUAACUGGGAAGAUGACAAUGCUGAAGCCAUGCCUCGAAUGAGAGGUUUACAAGACUUUGGACUUAAGAUUGCUUCGAAAAAGAGGAAACCUGCUCUUUCCCCAAGUCUAGGGGGAACCCGAAACGCCAAUUUGGCCGAGAAUCAUGUUAGCAGCAGUAAAUCUUCUCCCACCUCCAAAAGAAGGAGAAUAUCAGGAGCUCAGGCAGAAGAAUCUCUUGUCAAGCGAAGGGAUAGACGGCGGCCUCUUGUUCAGGUAUUACAGAGUAGUGCAAAGCUACAAAUGGGGGAAGAUUUGGAAGGUGAUGGAGAUGAUAGGCCAAUUUCAUUGAGGGGGGUGAAAGGGCAGGUAGAGCCCACUUAUUUGCAGUCGAGAUCCUUGGAAGAUGAUCUUGCAUGCUCUAGACUGAUUGAUGAGCAGGACUCUGAUUCUUGUGUAAGAGAUUACUUGAAUCCUGACAUGGAUGAAGAUGCCGCCGUACUUUCAGAUCAUCAUGACACAUAUGCCUUGCCAAGAUCCCGUAAUAAAGAUAAAUGUGUCAGUCAACCUGGGAGGGAUGGGGGACUGGACGACACUGGAAUUUACAUGCCCCACCCAUUUGAUAAUGGUGCAAAUGUUGCUCCUGAUGUAACUGAGUACAAAUGGCAAUGGAAAGGGAAACGAAACCUGCGCAACUUACCAAAGAAGCACAUGGAUGCGCCAGAUGAAAGGGCCACUAUAGAAACAACCGAUAAUUGCAAUGGUUUAAGGCCAUCUAUAGAUGGAUUAUAUGGUACUGUACCUUCGGGACAUGGGUUUUCCCCUAAUGAUGAAAAGGAGCCAAACUACUCUUAUGACCGAGGUGAUACAUUUGAGAAUGAGGAGCAAUUCAGGGACCUUUCCACCUCACUGGAAAGCCUUUCUGAUGAGGACUCCCAAGCGAUUUCCUCACCUAUUCACAAGGGCUCCCGAUUUAGCGUUGACUGGGCUGCUAGGGCAUCAUCAGACAGACGUUCUUGGGAGGAGGCCACUGAGGAUAUUGGCAUUGAAAAUUACAAUUUACCUGGUUUUAAACCGGACCAGCUUUAUGAAACAACCGAUAUGUUGGAGCCCAUGCUUGUCGAGGUGGAUAUAAAGGUUCAAGCAAGCUACCAAGGCGAGAGAGUCCCCCUCGUUUCAUUGAUGAGUAGAUUAAAUGGAAAGGCAAUAGUUGGGCACCCAGUUCAAAUUGAGAUUUUAGAAGAUGGGUCCUCUGAACAUGAUAGAAACGAAGGUAGGGCUCUCCCCCCAGUUUGGCGGACAGGAAGGAGAACAGCCAUGCACAGGGUCCCACGGCCUCAAGUGCGAGCCCUAUCUCCAUUGAAGAAGGCUUCGUCGAGCCAAUUUAAGAUGAGGUUCAUGAAAAGAAGCCUCUCUAAUAUGUGCCGGUCAUCAAUGGGUAAGAAGUCGCAAAAGAGGUUAUUAAAGAAAGUAGGGUUUGCUAGCCAAAAGACAAGGACCCUGUCUUCUAUUAGCACUGAGAAGAAACCCAAGAUUGAGAAUGGUGAUUCUAGUGGCUUGAUCAAAGAUAUUGGAGCCUCUCCUUCUCUUAGUUGUAUUCCUGUAAGAGUUGUUUUCAGUAGGAUAAAAGAAGCCCUGGGGGGUCCCGCCAAGGUUAUUGACCGGGACCCAUCAUAGAGAAGAAAAGAGUAUACAUAAUAGUCUCAAUCUCCAUUGGUCCUGGUCAGCGUGUUUCUCACUUUUAAAUUUCGAGUUGGAGGGGGACCAUUUGCUCACACACCACUAUAAGGAGUUUUUGGGUGUGGACAGGAAACAGGGCUCCAUUGUACUACUUGCUUGUUUCAUGCUCUCAUCUAUCCAAUGUAAUUGUAUUUUCAAAUAGGAAAAUCAUGUAACUUAAUUUUUUUGCUUCAAGAGAGAAUGGGCCGUAUACUGAUGUUCCCUUCCCUUCUUAGUUGAUAAAAACUGAUGUUCCAUUCUACUUUCGCAUAAAUUUGUAAUUUUAUCUUAGAUGGUUUGCAGUUGUUCAAGUUGUCGCCUAAAAGAAGACACU